Molecule: messenger RNA, 3677 nt
Organism: Nelumbo nucifera (sacred lotus)
Lineage: Eukaryota; Viridiplantae; Streptophyta; Magnoliopsida; Proteales; Nelumbonaceae
Molecular function (GO): DNA-binding transcription factor activity
Source: RefSeq, a predicted model, not a curated record
UCUUCUUAUCUAUCUUGAGAACAAAAGGAAAAAAGACGCCCCUUUUCUCAGCGACUUCAGUCGGUUUCAGGCGAGAAGAGAGAGAAAGAUGCAGAUAGAGAGUCCCAAGGGUAAGGCUAGGGUUUCGAAUUAUGGAUUCGCCUGAAAGCAAUCGGAUCGUCACUACUUCAUCCUCUCCCGCCGUUCAAGACUCCCCCUUCUUCAAUUACCUUAGCAAUCUGUCGCCUAUAAAGCCAGUCAAGACUGUUCAUGUUGCACAAGGAUUUUCAGAGCUUAAUUUUCCUGCUCCAGCACCUGUGUUUACCUCACCUCGUAUCAAUACUCAGCGAGAUGUUAGUUUUCUUAAGAGGCCCCAAUAUCCUCACCCAUCAAAGAUAGAGUUUUCUCAGCAUGAUGAUAGAACGAAGAUGCUUGCAGCAGGUUCACAUACUUCUGAACCACCUGUUACCCAAUCAAUGGUUGAUACAAUUGACUGUACUCAGAAUAAAUGUGAUAGUACCUACUCCCUGGAAGUCCAUCCAUGCAGUCCUUCAGAGUGCAUUGAUGAAUAUUUGGCCGAUCCUGUGGAUGUGGAUUCUGCAAAUUCUGCUGAUUCAGUAGAUUCAUGUUUGAAGCAAUCUAAUGAUGUGCCUCGAGAAAUACAGAGCCAUUGUACCAGCUCAAAAGAAACUAUCUUAAAGUCUAACAUUGAGAUUGAUGCAGGGAAAGAUACAGAUUCUAAAGUUUUGGCAUCACACACCUCAUUAGAGCAAGCUGGAGAAAACUUGCUAAGGAAGUCAUUAUUACCUCUUAAACUGGUUGCAGCUGAAGGAAAGCAAAAGGAUGGUGAAAAGCUGUUUCAUGAAUCUCUAUGUGUGAUACCUGAGAAAGUAAAUGGUUUUCUUCAGUCUGAUUUGCCUACAGAACCUGUUUCUGCUACACAGAAUGGUGAAAACUCAUCAGCAGAGCUUGUGACAGAUUAUUCCUUGCUAGAAUCAAAGAAAAAAGAGCAAGAAGUUGUGGGCAUUGAUAGGGAAAGGUCUGCUUUGUCUGCAAGUCUUUGUCACAAUAGACCACAAGAUGUUAAGUUGCAGAAUGCAGAGGUGGGGCAGCAAGAUGAAUGGAACUGUACUCCUCAGUUGCUACAUGAAUCAUUGCAGAUUGUGCAGGCAUGUGAAGGUCAUGAUGAGAACUCAGGAGCAAUAUCAAAUGGAUCUGAGAAUAGGAUAUCCCAUGAUUUUGAGGCAGCCAGUCAACACCAACGUGGCACCCUUAGGCGAUGUCUUCAAUUUGAGAUAGCUGAGGCUCAGAGGAACAUUCUUGGGACCAGCUGCUGUCAGAACACACAGAAUGUUAUUACGAAUCCAGGAUUACCUGCUAAUUCUAAAGACUCAGAGAUUUUGGUUUCAUCUCAUCAUGAACCAAGUACAACUUCUAGCAUCGGGAGACCAGUCAAUUUAUCCCAGCUUAUAUCUCCUAACUUGUCUAUUUGUGCAACUAAAAAUACAGAAGCUCACAUGGAGAAGGUUGAUAAACAUGUUCAAAAUAGUGAAAAUGCUCUCAUGAUUGCUCCUAAGCCAUCUGGUAUUGGCUUGCACCUAAAUAGCAUUGUUAAUUCUGUUGCAAUGGGCUCUGGUGCGACUGCGAGUGUGAAUUCCACUGAGAAAGAUCGUCCAAGUUUAUUAGGGAUGAAGUCACAGUCUGUUAUUAACUACCAUUUUCCUGAAGAUCCAAAUACCAGUUCUCAUUCCACAAGUACAGCUGAGAACUUUUCAUAUAAUAAUGAUGAUCGGCAAGAAAGCCAGGCAAUAGUGCUGGCAAGUACUGUCCAUACACAGUCUCCACGCAUUGUGAAGCCCAUGGGCAAUUUGAAGUCCAAGCUUAUUGAGCAUCAUACGACUCCAUGUGAUGCAAAAAGAUCUGCACCGGAAAAUGCUAAUAAACUUGAGGAGUUAAACCAACUUAGUCCCAAAAAGAAGAGGAAGAGGGUAUCAUACACUACCGAAAAUGUUGGCUGCAAACGUUGCAAUUGUAAGAGGUCAAAAUGCUUGAAACUUUAUUGUGAGUGCUUUGCAGCUGGAGUAUACUGUGCUGAACCUUGUGCAUGCCUAGAGUGCUUCAACAAGCCUGAAUAUGAAGAUACAGUUCUUAGUACCCGGCAACAAAUUGAAUCCCGUAACCCACUUGCUUUUGCUCCAAAGAUUGUAUGCCGUGUUACUGAGUUUCCAGCAAACAGUGGGGAAGAUAGUAAUAGGAUGACACCAUCCUCGGCCAGGCACAAAAGAGGAUGCAACUGUAAAAAGUCUCUGUGUCUGAAAAAGUAUUGUGAAUGUUUUCAGGCUGGUGUUGGAUGCUCUGAAGGAUGUCGAUGUGAGGGGUGCAAAAAUGUUUAUGGCAUGAAGGAAGAAAUUGUGUACAAAAGGGCUGAUGAAAGACGGGAGGAUGUAUCUGGUAAGAAGAUGGGUAUGGUGGAAACAAGAAGUGAGAUUUUACAUUCAGAGCAGUGUCAUCCACAGCACCUCUCACCCCUCACACCAUCAUUCCAGUGCUCCAACCAUGGAAAGGACAUUUUGAGAUCCCGACUUCCUGUUAGAAGAUAUCUCCCAUCACCAGAAUCUGAUACGACUGUUUUAUCAUCUUAUGGAAAGUCACCAUUAUCUCCAGUAGAUUCGAACAAUAAUGAGAGACAACAAAAAAUGAGUGUAGAAAUUGUAGAUAUGAUUUCUUAUGAUCAGGAUGUAGAUUGCUUGACAUCUGGGGAGAUGGAUCAAUUCUCUCCUAGAUGGGAUGGACUUGUAGACAUGUGCGAUCUCACUCCAAAGCCACAUCCUCCCUCAAGGGCUAUGGUAUCUUCAGCUUCAUCCAAUUCUAAAGACUGCAAAAAGGUUUUGAGAGCCCAAUUAUGUCAUAGAAAUGGCCGCUUAUCAGCAAUUAGUUCACUUCGGCAGAGUUCACCCAUCACUCCAGUUACACAGUUGGGUGGCUCGAAGUUUCCCCAAGAAUCUGAUUCUGAUAGUGCACUAUAUGGCAUCCUUGAAGAUGACACACCUGAUAUAUUAAAGGAUACUCCUACCCCCAUCAAGACAGUGAAAGCCAGCUCCCCAAAUCAGAAGCGAGUUUCUCCUCCUCACAGUCGCUUGCACGAGCUGAGAUCAAGCUCUUCGCCCGGCUUGAGAAGUGGGCGCAAGUUCAUAUUGCAGGCAGUGCCUUCCUUCCCUCCUCUCACCCCAUACAGUGAUCCUAAAAGUUGUAGCAGUGAGAAGUGAUUUCUGCAUAUAGAAAUGAGUGCCCUGUAGGUUUAUAUGGUGGUGGCAUGGAGAUGGUUGAACUCAGGAGAGCAUCAUUUGCAAUGAGGAACUGCAGUUUCAAUUUUCAAAGAAAGGUGGCAGGGUUGGGUGCCAACAGCGCUCAAACCUUGCCAUAUUUAUCUCCAAUGCUCCUGUGGUUGUUUCAAUGGGUACUGGGAACUCAUGGGCAUUUGUCCAGAAGUUUCUUGUGCAAUAUGGCUUUUAAGUGAUAAAUAGGUUGGUAAUGCAACUGCAUCAUGGGGUUGACCUUUUUUUUAAUUGUUUUUCCCUUCGGCGUUUAUAUCUUGAUUGGCUUUUGCCUUGCCGACCAGAGAUAGAUUCAUUCUUAAUUCUUAUGAAGUUGCUCCUGAUGCGUUGGGAGGCUAAAAUAAAAUUUCAUCUAAGCUCGAA